Molecule: messenger RNA, 2965 nt
Organism: Oryzias melastigma (Indian medaka)
Lineage: Eukaryota; Metazoa; Chordata; Actinopteri; Beloniformes; Adrianichthyidae
Gene: sowahca
Product: sosondowah ankyrin repeat domain family Ca
Exons: 4
Coding region: 194-1765 (523 amino acids)
Molecular function (GO): protein binding
Source: RefSeq, a predicted model, not a curated record
AGAGCGCCCCCUAUCUUUUAAUGCCUGCAACAGCUUUCCCAAUGGAGGAAGGAGGAGGAGGAGGCCGGAGAGGAUGCGGUUCUUCCCUGCCACCGAACAAAGUGGAUGAGAAAUACCAUGUAUUUAUUCUGGAAAGUUAAGCAGUAGCUGAGCCUGACACCAUUUCCUGCCACUGCGGAGGAGGAGGAGGAGGAUGGCAUCCCAGUUCACGGAGGAAGCCGUGCAGGGGUUCCUGUCGGAGAGAGGAGGGAGGGUCCAACAGAUGGAGCUGAUGGAUCAUUUCUUAUCUCACCGCGGGUGUAAUAAUGACCAGUCGGACGAAGGGGUGUAUCGUGAAGUGCUGCGGCGCAUCGUCGACAGCGUGUGUUUGGUGAAGGUGGAGGACGGGGUGAAAUAUGUGUGUUUGAACGCCGAAAGGAGCGCGAUGCGUUCGGACUCGGGCUGCCCGGAUCAAGCGGAAUGCAACGGCAACAUCCGAGAGGCGCUGGACAACAAACACGUGAAUGGCAAUCCUGAAAAUGGAGUCCAAACAGAAGCACCACUUGCCAGCUUGGACAAUAAUAAACAGUCAAAUGGCAACGAGAAUGAGGCCAGGUCUCAGUGUAGAGCCAACGCCAGGACUCCUGCAGCAUCUACAGGUGGAGGGGAGGUGAGGCUGAGGGACAGGAGGAGGCGAGAGUCAGCCCCUGUUAUUGCUAUACAGGAUCUGGACCAGGGCCACCCUGCUGGGCCACACUGCCAGCAGGUGCGAGGGGCCCGCCGGGUCUCCAAGGGAUCCCAGAGAGCCAUCCUGACCAGCUGCUUGUCUGAGGACAGCGCGCUGGAGGGGCUGGAGUCCAUUGGGGAUAUUCAAACACCCAAAGGCAGUCGCAGGAACUUCAUAGAGCUGAUGAUGAGUACUUCUCCUCAGGUUCGGAGGUCACUGAUCAACCGAGGGCCCCGUGUCCGGGACUCCCUGAGGAGUGAAGGCGACUCGGCGUCCCUCCUCUCCUCAGCCACCGACGAGGAUUGUGCUUUGGUGACUCUGGACCCGCUGGAGCACGAGUGGAUGCUCUGCGCCUCUGACGGCAUGUGGGAGAGUCUGCAGGCGCUGUUGGCCGUGGAGCCCAGCCUCGUGGCCAAAAGGGACUUCGUGACGGGCUUCACCUGCCUCCACUGGGCGGCGAAGCAGGGCAAAACCGAGCUGCUGUCCCAGCUGCUGACCUUCGCCAAGAAGAACGCCGUACCUUUGAAUGUGAAUGUGAGAUCUAGUGCUGGAUACACACCACUACACCUGGCGGCCAUGCAUGGUCACACACAGGUGGUUCGGCUGCUGCUGUCAGACUGGGAGGCGGACCCUGAAGUUCGGGAUUACAGCGGGAGGCGAGCCAUCCAGUACCUGUCCCCGCCGUUGGCUGCUGACCUGCAGCAGGAAGGAGUGGUCACCUCACCGACCGCCGAAUCGGACGCCGAGAACGGCAGCGGAAGCAAAGGUGGAGGGCGAGGCUGGAAGCUGGCCCGGGUUCUGCAGGCCAACCUGAAACCGCUGCGCCGACUCAACCUGUCGGCCGAAGCGACGGAGGAGCCGGCGGGGAACGGGAAGCCCAAGGGGGCCCUGCAGAGGAAGACGUCCCUCAGCCGGCUGAACGCCAAACUGCAUCGUGGGCGCCACCGGGCCCAGAUCAUCCACAGCGCCUCCUUUAGGGACUCUGGAGAGGUGGAGAUAGGAGAAGACGCAAGCAGCAGUCCACUUCGGACAAGACCUCUGUCCAGCCUGUUUGGGUGAAGUACAACCAGCAAUAUAUCAAGCAAUUCCAUCUACAAAUCUCAGAGUUUUUGUACAAAAUAAACAAAAACAAGCUGAUUUAGAGAAUUUUUCCUAUAGAAAUGGUCACUUUUUCUCCUGAGCUUUAAUUUAUUUUUGUUCCGAAUGCAGUGAGUGCUUUUUCUGCCAAUCACACAAACCUGUUAAACCAAUUUCUUUAAACCCAAAUUAGACCAGCGUAUCCUAAUAUACUCAACUUUCUCCUGGUUUUCUGUCUUUUAAGGCCUUGUUUGAUGAAAAGUAGCAACAGUAGAAUUCUGUUCACAUAAAUAGAUGUAGCAUCACUGUCGGUCGAAAGCACUUUCAAGUGGUUCCCCGUAACAACAUUUGUUUACAGAGUCGUAUAUUUCUAGUCUUUUGGACCUGAAUGAUUUCACUUUCCUGUAUAGGAGUGGUGCUGAAGCUUUCCUUUUUUUUGUACAUUUCUGAGAAAAUGGAUUUAUUUUAUGAAGAACAGAGUUUAAUAUUUACCGUUCUGGUAUUGAUCAACCUUUUACACUCAACCUGUUUGCACUCGUCACUUUGAAGUUUGUAGCUGAUUUAAGGAAUAGAACCACAUAAUCUAAAUACACUAAUAGAUAUAAAAAAAGUUAGUUUUAAGUCACUUUUAUUUUCCAGAUUUUAUCUGUUAUGUUGAUGAAUCCUAACCUCUCACUUAUGUUUUCAAUCAUUUAUUUGACACUUUUAUUAAAGAAAAAAAUGGAAGCACACAAUAUAUAAAUACAUUUUUGUAAAAUUACUAUUAGCAUCAACCCUCUCAUCUUUCCUGUAACCUAACAUGUUAUAUGGAAUUUCAAUAUGUGCUGUCCUUGUUGGGGUUUUUUAUUUGGCAAUCACUUCUUUAUCACACUAGUCGGUUCCUAGACUUCCUUAAAUAUGCCAAUCUUCCUCACUCUGCAACAUCCUGGAUUUAUCCAAGGAUGUCUUUUCAAUUUUGUAAUAUUUAUAGUAAAUUUGUGUAAUAAAAUGAUCUUUUCUCAGCGGCACUGACUGGAUGGGAAAAAGUAAAAGCUGUUUUGUUUGAAUGUAAAUAGUUUGGUGUAUUCGUGUUUGUGAAGAACUGUGACGUGUCUCUGUGCUGUGAAAUCUUUUUAACAAGCAAACGUUGUUCUUUGAAUUGUUUGGAAAUUAAAAAGAAAAAGGGGGAAACAUGAGUUUUCA